Messenger RNA from Cydia amplana, 1881 nucleotides. Its product is annotated as proton-coupled zinc antiporter SLC30A2-like. The record is from RefSeq and is a predicted model, not a curated record. NCBI's taxonomy places the organism in Eukaryota, Metazoa, Arthropoda, Insecta, Lepidoptera, Tortricidae. Gene Ontology annotation, cellular component: plasma membrane. The transcript has 10 exons. Gene Ontology annotation, molecular function: zinc ion transmembrane transporter activity. Gene Ontology annotation, biological process: zinc ion transmembrane transport; response to zinc ion. The coding region runs from base 385 to 1878 and encodes 497 amino acids.
UGAUUAAUACUCUUCCUAUUUUUUAAUUAGGUAAUAGAGAAAAAGGAACUUCCUCACUAAAGUUAUUGUUUAACUAAGAUGGGUGUAUAUUCACAAUAGACCGCGAUUUGCCUUCACCCUAGUUUUUGACAUUGAAAGAAACUGUCGAACUUUUUCAAACGAUUGUUGUCACGCGCCGGUAACACUGCCAGAUGCGAAUGUCCGUCCGCCCUCACAAAUAGCAGUGGAGGGCAAUGUCAUCGUGAACUAGGUCGCCUGCUAUUGUUUUGUUCUGCCGCGCGACGUCUAGCAAAACGUUUGGUUUCACACACCGCACGUCAGUUCGCCCGCGCCAGCUGAGAUUGACAGAACUGACGUAGCGCGUUGUUUGGUGCGAACUGCGAAAUGUCAUCUAAUAUAAUUAGCGAAAAGUUGCAGAUAGAUACGAAACUGAACGGUUUGAGUGCUUCGUUUAGUGAUAAAGGUCUGACGCCUCUGAACGGGCGGUAUAAAGCUAAGAGUUUGUCGAGUGAUAAGUUGAACGAGUCGAACGCGGAUCGGGCGGCGAUCCUGGACGAUGUUGAGGCUCACCACGUUGCGGAGAAGUCAGAAACUCCUGGGUGUUUAGUGCAAAAUAAAGUGAUGGAUCAGGAAAAACAUAACGGGAACGGAUUCAAAGAUGGCAAAGCGUCAUACGGCACAGGCACGGGCACAGACAGUCCAGCGAGAGGCCGGCGGGUGAUAUUCUGCGUGCACGGGAACCCUUCCACAGGGUGCUGUGCUGUCAUAGAGACUGAAGAUGGAGGGGAGCCCCAGCGCAAUGGGAGCAUCGUGGAAGUUGAACGACGACUACACUGUCACAGAUCGAGGAACGAAGAGAUAGACAAGCGAGCGAGAAGAAAACUCAUCAUAGCCAGCGUAUUAUGCGUCAUAUUUAUGUUAGGAGAAAUUAUCGGUGGCUACUUAUCGAACAGUCUCGCUAUAGCCACGGACGCCGCCCACCUUCUCACGGACUUCGCCAGCUUCAUGAUAUCGCUGUUUUCUAUUUGGGUGGCCAGUAGGCCCGCUACUAGGAGAAUGCCCUUCGGCUGGUACAGAGCGGAAGUAAUAGGCGCCCUUACCUCAGUCCUGCUCAUCUGGGUAGUGACCGGUAUUCUAGUAUACAUGGCCGUUCAAAGGGUCAUAUACCGACAGUUCGAGAUAGAUGCUACCGUCAUGCUGAUCACUUCUGCUGUCGGCGUGCUGGUCAACCUGGUUAUGGGCUUGACGCUGCAUCAGCACGGGCACAGCCACGCCGGCGGCGGUGGUCACGGUCACUCGCACGGAGGCGGCAACCCUGUUCUUAAUAAUAAGGAUCGCACCAGCGAGUCCGACGUGGAGAGCUCCUCUUCCCACCAACACGACAGAGAUAACAGGGAAAACAUCAACGUGCGAGCAGCGUUCAUACACGUUUUAGGAGAUUUCCUACAGAGCUUCGGCGUUCUGGUCGCUGCUAUCGUCAUUUACUUCAAGCCGUCUUGGAACCUGGUGGACCCGAUCUGCACGUUUCUGUUCUCGGUGCUGGUGCUGCUCACCACCUUCAACAUCAUCAAGGAAACCCUGCUGGUGCUUAUGGAGGGCUCCCCCAGAGGACUAGACUUCCAGGAGGUGGCGAACACGUUCCUAACUCUGCCCGGCGUCGUGCGUGUUCACAAUCUGCGCAUGUGGGCGCUCUCGCUCGACAAAACUGCGCUGUCGGCGCAUUUAGCCAUCCGCACCGGAGUGAGCCCGCAGAAAGUUCUAGAGCAAGCGACGCGGCUCGUCCACGACAAAUACAACUUCUUCGAGAUGACGCUCCAGAUCGAGGAAUUCAGCGACGGCAUGGAGACCUGCGGACAGUGCAAGAUGCCUCAGUCGUGAGUC